Messenger RNA from Nematostella vectensis (starlet sea anemone), 2719 nucleotides. RefSeq lists its product as uncharacterized. The transcript is spliced from 3 exons. The coding region runs from base 165 to 2405 and encodes 746 amino acids. NCBI's taxonomy places the organism in Eukaryota, Metazoa, Cnidaria, Anthozoa, Actiniaria, Edwardsiidae. The record is from RefSeq and is a predicted model, not a curated record. Gene Ontology annotation, molecular function: protein binding; metal ion binding.
UGAUUGCACCACUUGGCAACGCAAGUAACGCCUGACUAACAUGAUGAUUAAUUGCACCACAAAACCCCAGGAUAAAUAUGCCUAGCUUUGUGCUUCAUUCAGAUCGCUUUAUCGACCUAAACUUUUUGUAAACAUUUGCGGCAGACAUUUUCAACGAGGUCAAUAUGGCGGGUUAUUGCGCUAAUGAUGUCGAGAAAUCGCAAGAGUUGGAUGUAUUGUUGGCCAUCUAUGAGGGUGAUUUUCUCCUGUUGGCAGUAGCUGAUUCGAGUGUAAUCUAUCAAAUUAACCUCGAGAACAUCCACGGGGUGGUUGAGUUUAACAUACAUGAUAGUUACCCUGACAAUCCACCAACUAUAACAGUGCGACAGAAUGGCAAAAAUAUCAUAGAACUUGAAGAAGUUCUUACAAAACGUGCUGUGAGUCUGAAAGGGGAAGUGAUGAUACACAACUUGAUUGAAGAAGCAAAGCAAUGGGCAUACAACCACAGGUUAGAAUUUUCUAAGAACAAAGAAAAUCCAGAUAAUAAAAUGGAAGAGCAAGCAGCUUGUAAAUUUUUUCUACUGGGACAAUGCAGGUACGGUGAACAGUGUUUUAAUAAGCACAUAACAGGCUCCACACAACCUAGCACCACAACUGCUGUUGUUGUGGAAAUUAAGCCUGAAAAACACAAGGAAGAAGCUAAAGAUGUUAAACAUGAGUCCAAGGGGAGUAAGAAAGCUCCUAUGAAAACAGCAACAGAUGUCAUCUCAAGGAUCCUGUGGGAUAAGCAGCUCAAUAAAGAUGAUUUUUGUGUCGGAUACUUGGAUAGAUUUAUAGGUGUCAUGGAGCGGCCAUUUACAGAGUUCAGUUGGGAGGAUCUGGCAUCUGUAGACUACAAUGUUUUAGCCAUACCUAAGCAUAGGAUUCAGUACUUCAAGUAUAGAGGAAAUAUCGUUUGGGACAAGAGGGAGAGGAUUGAUGAUGUGUUUGGUUCAACUGGCAGUGGGACUACUAUUUUGGAUGUUUUAAAAGAGGACCCUAGUGCUGAUAAUGGUGUUAAUGGGAAUCAGUCUGAGGAAAAGAGUGAGAUGUUUCUCCUUGAAGAAUUAGAAAGAAAUGAUGAAGCUGAGUCACAAGUGAGAAAUUCAAAGACAGGGAAAACCAGUGGACCAAAUUAUUUUCUUGCUGUUAAAGUCUGUGAUCCAGAAAUAGUGAACCACAUCCAGGAGUUCCAGUGUGAAGUUGUGAAACAGGACCCUCUUCUUAGUAUGACUCAGCCCCAACACCUUCACCUGACACUACUAAUGCUGACCCUCCCCUCCCCCCAACAAGUCGCUCUAGCCACAGAGGUCCUCAAGGGCCUUCGACACGCCCUGACGAGCAUAACUCCAUCUUCUUACAACCUCAAGUUUAAAGCGGUCGGAUCAUUCAGGGACCGUAUCCUUUACAUCGGUGUUGAAAACUCAAAGGAGCUGAGGCAGCUGGUCAAGAUGUUAAGGCUGGAGUUUCUUAAAGCAGGGGUGCAGGUUGAAGCCAAUAGGGAUGAAUUUCAGCCUCAUUUGACUGUUUGUCGAGCCUCGAAGAUAAUGACUUCGCAUGAGAAAUGCAGUGAAUUGUUUUCCUAUUUCGCGAAGACUUACCGGGAUACCCUGUUCGGCAGCCAAUGCAUAGAUUCAUUAGGGUUAUUUUCAAGGGUUGAAAAGGAAAAUGGAACUCAUAAACGCGUUUAUUCACUGGAAAACAAAAUUUUUAAUAUAUUACCCAAACUAUCCAACAAAAUACAAAGUUACCUUGAAAGGCUAGCCAACGAGAACAAAAUCACUGAUCAUAGAACAGAGACGUUAUUGCGUUACCUAGACGAAAGAGAUGGCGCCAAUGCGGAGCGAGCGCUUGAGCUGUUAUCAGAAAUCGCAGGCUCAAGUUCCCGCGCUGUCAUCAUCAUGCGCGGUAUUCCCGGAUGUGGGAAGAGCUUUCUAUUGGAUCACUGCAUCGAGGCGAGGGAGCCCAACGGUCUGGUAGUGUGCAGCCCAAAGCAGCUGUUUCACAGAGCCGGGAACAAUAAAGUAGAUAAGUCAGAUUUGAAUAUCGCUGAAGCGUUCUGCAGAACACGUUUCCUUGAGGCUAUCACUGGGCAUGCGCAGUACGUCGCUUUAGACGACUGUCACCCACAUGUUUACCAAUACUCACUGUACCGGAAGUUGGCGCGCGCGUUCGGACUUGCUUGUCACGUGCUAGAAAUCACGUGCCCUGAUCACGAAAGCGUUCAACGAUGCGGAGAGGUUUCUGGUAGGAAUGCCUCUGAACUUGCUAAAAUGAGAGGAGAUUGGGACGAGGAUUCUGACGCGGUGCGCAUUGAUCCAUGGUUCAAAAACCCUUCCAUUCAAGAUACCCCAGAUGUUAGUCUUAGAUCAUUGCUAGGACUUUAGACUCUCAAACAAAUGUGUAACACAAGAUUGGCUCUAAAGGCCGAUUUACACAGCACGAUUUAAUUGUAUGCGACCUGCCUAUGUCUUAGCCCUGAAUUAUACACUACGACAUCUUUGCGGGCAUCGUAGCGGAGUUGAAGGCUGAUUUACACUCUACGACAUCUUUGCGGGCUUCGGAGCGGAGUUGUAGGCUGAUUUACACUCUACGACUCUAGUUGUAGGGGUGUCGCGGGCAUGUUUCCAAAAUUUAGACACAGUGGUACCUCUAAGCGGCUACCCUCAGGACUGUAUUAAAAAAAAAGUCUAGCCAAAAA